GGAAAUGCGUUUUGUUAAAAAAAUUAUUAAAUUCAGAACGUCGAUGAGCGUAUCCGGUUUCGAAAACGUCUCCGUGAGGUUACUUCUUUAUUCCACUCUACUACAUAUUUACUCACUUCCUACAUAAACGUGGCAAUUUAAAUGAUAAUAUGUUGCAUGAUGAGGGAUACAUCUACACCCAUCAAUCACAUCCUCCAGCUACAACAUGAAUAAUUUAACAAACAAUAACCCAUUCGGACACACAGCAUCCAGGUGUCACUUAUUAAAGUCAUGGUCUUCAAUUAUUUGAUGACAGACCGGAAUAAUCGUGUGACCUAAACUCAAAGCGCUGACUUUUUUCCUUUUGUUUAGAAGCUUGGCUAUUGAGGGUUGAACUUUAUUAUUGGCCAUUUUGAAGAUGCAGCUACUGUACUAAAAUUUAAAAUAAAUCCAGCCAGUGUUCAGCCGCAGGAAGCUAUGAACUGAACAGCUGCACGGUCAACGGAUUCCUUUAGGCCGAGAGGAUUUUCCAGCAUCUGGGCAGGUUAAAUAUUGAUCGUUGUGUACAUACAGAGAACGACCACAGAGGCCUCCCUGUUGACCAAUGUGCACCUUCUCCCUUUGGAAUGUGAGUGGGACCUGUUGACAAUCGGCCCUCCUGCUCAAUCACGCUGCGUGCAAAAUAAUUGGGUGUCGUCCCUGAAAAUUGAACGCAUGCCCGGGCUAGCGCCCUUGUGUACUUGUCGGAUAAUCGAGGCAUCGGGCUCAAGUGAUUGCUGGCAAUGUUGCUCUGCAGGUUGUGCGGUGGCGUAGAUGGAGUUAUUUGUUUCCAGGGUAGCCGACAGGGGAAUGUGGGAGGUCUUCCCUGACUCAUACCCGCCGUGCUGAUAUGCAGGUGAUUUUAUGGCUGUACAACCCAUGACAGCAAGAGUUAACCCUGGAACUGGAAGAAAGUCUUUUAACUUUAAACGUAUCAAGCAAUGAGGAAGUUAAGCAAACGUAAUCAUCCCCGAUUACUGCGCCUGUGACUCUGUUCACUGCAAUUGCAUUAAUUGUCAACGUCAUCGUUCUUUUCAAGUGGCACAAAUUAAAAGAGACGGGGUUUAAAGGAGGGAAGCGAAGCUCCAUUUGGCCAUUGAGGAGCAGUGACGCUGCUGUCGACACGCAGCAAACCUCCCGCAGUUACGUUAGUAUUUGUUGAACAGGAUCCUGUCCGACUGGCAGGUGGGCCGGGUGAUGCUGAUGGACCAGGAAACUCAGUGGCUGUACCAUCUCCUGGUUGAGGUCCAGCUGGAGAAGUUCUACACGCGCGUCCGAGAUGGCCUCAACAUCACCCGCAUCGAGCACUUCAACUACGUCAAGGAGUCCGACCUGGAGCAAGUCGGGAUCAGCAAACCCGCACAAAGAAGAUUAUGGGAAGCCCUGAAACGCUACAAGACGAGUUCCCGAACCCGGCAAUGGCUUCCCAAGGCGGGCGGCGGUCGAGGUCCAGACGGAGGGGAGCAGCGCGGCCCGGCUCAGGCUCAGGCUCAGGAGGGAGUCAGCCGGACCCUCCCGUGUCUGAUCCAGGACAGCGAGCUGAUCAUGGGAGAGAAGCUGGGCUCCGGCUCCUUCGGGGUGGUGAAGAGGGCCGAGUGGCACACGCCCACCGGCAGAGUGUUGCCUGUAGCAGUGAAGUCCCUGAGGAGCAGCAUGUCCCGGCAGACGGACACACUGACCGACUUCCUGCAAGAGGUCACCACCAUGCAGUCGCUGGACCACCCCAACAUCAUCCGACUCUACGGCGUGGUGCUCACGCAGCCCCUCAAGAUGGUGACCGAGCUGGCGCUCUCGGGCUCGCUGUACGACAUCCUGCGCUCGCGCCAGUACGACUACCCGCUGAUGCGCCUGUGGUUCUUCGCGUCCCAGAUCGCGGCGGGCAUGGACUACCUGGAGACGCGGAGGUUCAUCCACAGGGACUUGGCCGCGAGGAACGUGCUGCUGGCAUCCAGGGAGAUGGUGAAGAUCGGGGACUUCGGCCUGAUGCGAGGCCUGAACAAAGAGACGGAUCACUACGUGAUGUCGGCACACAGGAGGAUCCCGUUCGCGUGGUGCGCUCCGGAGAGCCUUCGCGUCGGGACCUUCUCGCACUCUUCGGACGUGUGGAUGUUUGGUGUCACCAUGUGGGAAAUGUUCACCUACUGUGAAGAACCCUGGUUCGGCCUUUCGGGCAGACAGAUUCUGUGGCGCGUGGAGAGGGAGGGCGAGCGCCUGGAGAAACCGCCCGAUUGCCCCAAAGAGCUGUACGCCGUCAUGCGGAAGUGCUGGGCCUGCAAUCCCACGGACCGACCCAGCUUCCUCCAGCUCAUCAAGAUGGUGGCCGAGGCUAAACCAAAGGAGGGGCGCGCGACGAGAGAUUUCUCUGAAUCCAGAAAACUCGCACUGGCGGCCAACGACCCCGUGACCGUCAUAGAACACGGACUGGAGCUGAGCGAGUGGCGAGGCCAGAACCAGAAGACGCUGGCGGUCGGCUGGUUUCCCGCCAGCCUCGCCGCCCCGGCGGCCACUCCCAGCGGUGGCGGUGGCAGCGGCAGCGGUGGCAGCGGCGGCGGCGGCUCGGGCCCCGUCCCUUACAUCUCGACCCCGCUGAACGGCAGCCUGCACCACGCGGGCCACGGGGACAUCAAGCCCGAGCGCUGCUGGGGGGCGCCGGAUAACCUGGACGACAGCUGGAAGACGGGCAGGGAGGGCUCCAAUCUGAAGAAGAUGGAGGGUCUGUCUCAGAGCCUGGAGUCCGUUCUGGGGGCUCAGCGGCCCAGGGCGCAGACGGUCGGGGCUUUCCGAGUGGACCAGCAGGGCAGACUCCUGCCCCCCGAGCUGAUGGCGGUUCGCAACGCGGCGAUGCAGAAUGACCCCCGGCGGUUCAGCGAGGCCAGUAUCAACCCGCCUCCCCGGCCGCCGCUGCCCAACCUGAAACGCUUGAACCUGAAACCCCCGAGGAGGCCGGCGGCCCAGCCGGGCAGCCCGUGGCCCGCGCUGACGUCGCCGCCGCCGCAGCAGCCUCCGCAGCAGCCUCCGCCUCCAUCGCGGUACCCACCUCACCAGGGCAACGGGGGCUCCAACCUGGCUAGAAUGGCACACAUGGCGCGCUCGACCCCUCAGCUGGACGAGCACGCGGACAACAGGGAGCGGGUCAGGGAGCGGGAAAAGGCCCACGCGCAGAACACCAGGGAGUCGCUCACCGCGCAGAUCAUGGAGGCGGUUCACGGGGUGACCAUUGAAGAGGUUCACGCCGCGCUCCAACACAGCGACUGGAACCCCGUGCGAGCCGAACAACAACUCAAGUUGGAGCAGCUGUACUUGCUGAGCCUCUGCUCCAGAGAAGACUGCGUGAGGAUCCUCUCCAGAUACCAGUGGAACCUGCAGCUGGCCAGCAGCCACCUGCUCCGAUGGGCGCAGGAGGAGAGGGCCGGCCCGGGCGACAGGCUCUCUGUUAGUUUGGAAAGACGAGUCUGAAGGGAUUUCUAGCAGAUUUCUUUUUUUUUGCAUCUUUUCCAUUCAUAAGCGUUGACUUGAGCAGGGGCCAUUCUGGCGUAACUAUGGGAACAGAUGGGAGUUCCUUUGAGUGGAAAAGAUAAGCUCUAUGAAUGAAAAGACAUUUUGAAAAACUCUUUUUUUACAGAGAUGCUGUUGAGCACAUUUUGUUCAUCUUGUCAUUUUUUUUUAAUGCAUUUGUACAUAUUGUAUGAGAAAUGAUUGUUUAUUGAAUAAAUGUGGUGAUCUGGUC
Messenger RNA from Gasterosteus aculeatus aculeatus (three-spined stickleback), 3745 nucleotides. It is a transcript of the gene tnk1, whose product is annotated as tyrosine kinase, non-receptor, 1. The record is from RefSeq and is a predicted model, not a curated record. Gene Ontology annotation, molecular function: ATP binding; protein tyrosine kinase activity; protein binding. Gene Ontology annotation, biological process: protein phosphorylation. Lineage: Eukaryota; Metazoa; Chordata; Actinopteri; Perciformes; Gasterosteidae.